AUGAACGAACCAACUGAUGGAAAAGCCAACGAUAGGAAGAGGAAGAAGCCGGAUGAUAAUGCAGAGGAAGGAGGAAAGGACCCAGGAAAGUCUAAGAAAAAAAUAGAAUUUGAAAAUGACGAAGAGUAUGAAAAGUAUCUUUUGAGUAACUUCAAGAAGGGGUCUGUCGGUGGAAACGGAGGUGACGGUCGGCAUGGAAGUCGCCACGAUGGACGCCACGAAGGACGCCGCAACAACCGCCAUGAGAACAGUCCCGCCGAGGAGUACACCCUCUCCGAUAUGGUGAAGAGCUUCUACAACGAAAUGAAGAAAUACAAAACUGUGGACGACAUGGCAAACGAAAUUAAAAGACUAGCAGUACAAAACAUUAGGAAGAAUUUGGAAAUUAUUUGUAACAACGAAUGCACCAGCUCCUUCUUUGUGGAGAAGUACAGAGUGAAAUACAUUAACGAGCAGGUUGAACUCAAUAUUAAGUCAGCACAAAAUUAUUUUAAAGAAUUUUUAAUACUUUACAAUAGCAACAAUUUUGACAACUUCAGCUUGGAGGUGAAUACCAACGUAGAAAAGAAGGGCAGGCAAGAGGACAGCGCGGAAAAGGACAAGGAUGACGAACAGGGUGAAGAGGAAGUCAAUCAUGGAGAGGACGACCCCCCAGUGAUGGACCACUCACAGAAUAGCAACGGGGAUGAUAGUAACAACAGUGAGAAGUGGCCAAAUAAAAAUCAAAUGAAUGGGGAAAAUGGACACGAAAAAGAGGACAUGUAUAAAGAGAACACAUGGAAAGAAAAAAUGAAAUGCAAAAUUGAAAAUGCAAAUGAAAAUACAAACGUGUUGAUAAAAAUUGUCAACUACCUAUCCAGCACAUCACUACACAUUGACCACAUACCAGUUAAUAUAAAAAAGUUCGAUGUAGUAAAAAAAUUAAACGAGCUCAAUUAUGGUAUAUUAAAUGCGAAUAUAUGGGAUACGUAUAGUUCAAAAGAAAGCAGACCGUUCUCCUUGUCCAUCUCCACAGUUCCUUCCUUUUACAGAAAGGCAAAUAUAUAUUUUAAAAAGCACAACAAAACGAGUGACCUGUUAAGCGCCCUGCGUGAAAAACCACGUAGUGUUCAAAUCAAUGGCUGGUACUUAAACAAUGUGAAAAGGAAUAACUACAAUUAUGUGGACUUGCGAAUUUGCCCCCCUAUAUGUUCCCACGUACAAGUAAUUAAAGCCGAUUAUGAAAAGGCUAAAAUGUUGGUUAGAACAUUGGAUGCAUCUUGCCAUAUCGAUGCUGAUCUCCUGGGGCGCAUUCAGGAAGAGGACUUUAUUGAGGUCAGGCAGAAGAAGAGGAAGGUGGGGGGGCAGGAGGAGGGUCAAGCGGAUGGAGAAGGUGGUGAUGUGGCCACCGAAGCGUUUGCAAAAAGUAAUAGUAAUAGUAGUAAUAAUGCUGUUGGGGGGAGUGACGACCAAGUGGGAGACAGCCCUAUCAUACAGAUCAUCGAAGAGAACAAAAAUUUCAGUGUGACCAACAAGCUAGAUAUCCUAAUUAUGUACCUCCGAUUUGUGCACAACUUUUGCUACUACUCAGCGAGGAAAUUCAACACGUAUGAUGAAAUGGUCAGGGAGUGUGGCUACUUUUACCUCCGCGUAAAUAUGAAGAAUAAAUUUUACAACAAUUUGAUCCCCAUUUUUUACGAAAAUUUUAACGUGAGCAAAUUGGACCAGUACGGCCAGCGUGAUCAAUGGGCGCAGCAGGGGAAUGGCUGCGAAGGCGGAAACGAUGACGACCUUGUGGAUGGAACAGCUGAAGGGGAAACACACACCCCUACCUCCUCCCCUCUACACACCCUAAAGAAGAAGUACUUUGACGACGUGGGCAGUGUAUCAGAGUACCAACUCAAAUGGCUUCUCCACUUUGAGGCAGAAAUUAAAGACGCCAUAAAUACAAACUACAAUGAACAGAUAGAAAUCGAAAAGACAAAAGAAUUUAUGGAAAAUUUGAAAAACAAUUAUAUCCUGAAAGCGAGUGAUAAUCCUCGUGACAACCCUCGUGACGAUGGCAAAAGCGAAAUACGUUGUGCCAAGUGCAAGAAACUUUUUAAUCACAUUAAGGACGUCCCUAACCACAUCUUCAUUAAACACAGCCAAAUUAAAUUAAAACUCAUCACAGAAACGGAGGCGGAAAUAAUGAAGAAAUGUUUUUACGAAGCUCCGCACAGUUUUCACUUCCUUUUUAUGAUGGAAAAAAAAUAUAAUUCUGGUCAUUCGAAAAACCAUGUAAGUAAGAAUAUUUUUAAAAAACCCAAAAUUUUUAAAAACCAAAAUUUUCACCUCUUGCCAAACAGCGCGAAGAAUGAUUACAAAGAUUUUGACGACCCCAGCUCGAAUGUCUUUGAGAAUGUAAAGCAGACUGCUAACAAGAAGAGCGACUUUUACGACGACACGUAG
Molecule: messenger RNA, 2430 nt
Organism: Plasmodium fragile
Lineage: Eukaryota; Apicomplexa; Aconoidasida; Haemosporida; Plasmodiidae
Exons: 1
Coding region: 1-2430 (809 amino acids)
Biological process (GO): primary miRNA processing; mRNA processing
Cellular component (GO): nuclear body
Source: RefSeq, a predicted model, not a curated record